AUGAAAGUUGGGGGGAAAGCUGGUGGAAAGGCCAAGUCUCUGUCAGAAAGGAGAAGAGCUAAAUCCCAACCAUCGCCAAGACAAUCUAGGUAUCCUCGAAGAUCCGUAUCCAGGAAGUGCUACAAAGAAGAUGAUGUUCCUGAUGAUGAUCAUUACAUCUAUUGUGAGGACUGUCAUGAGGUCUUUGAGGGUGAGUGUUCCAAACAUCCCCUCACCAUCAUCAAAGACAACCCCAUCGCUAAAGGCUGUAAGGACAGAGCAAUAAAGACUCUACCAGAUGGUCUAAUGGUCAAGCAGUCAUCAAUACCAGGGGCUGGUCAGGGAGUCUUUGCUACCAAGUUCAUUCCUAAAGGAUAUCGUUUUGGCCCUUAUGAGGGCGACAUUGUAGACCUGGAAACCGGAUAUGAUAGUGGAUAUGCUUGGGAGAUCUGUACAGAAAGCAAAGCCCACCACUACGUUGACAGUAACAGUGAGCUAACAGGAAACUGGAUGAGAUACAUCAAUUGUGCACGCAAUGAGGGUGAACAGAACCUUGUAGCAUUUCAGUACCUUGGUGAGAUCUACUAUCGUACCUUUAAACCGAUCUGUCCAGGAAGGGAGCUACUGGUCUACUAUGGGGAGCAGUACGCUAAGGAUCUCGGUAUCACAUCACAGCUCAAUAAACUCAGUGUAGAAACAGAUUCUGGAGUCUAUAGAUGUGAGUACUGUGGAUCACUCUAUGCUAUUCCUCUGGUCCUGGCAAGGCAUCUCAAGUACAAACAUGGUCAUCGUGGUGUCAUCCCUCCAGCAGAUGCACCCAAGGAGGACAUUCUACAGUUCAUCAAAGGAGAAAUACGAAAACCUGCUCUCAGUAGAGUGAUGAAGAUCAACACUAAUAUAAUAAAUCAUGGUAGCAAGGCUGUGUCUAAUUCUAAGAUCAGAAAUUAUUGUAAAGCAGAGAUGAAAUGCUUUGAUGAAAAUAAGAUACCUAAACAUGACCUCUUUGCAGGUGAUGUUGAAAAUAUCAAAACAAAUAGGAACUCUGAUAUUUUUGAUAAAGAAUGUAAUGAAUUUCCAGAUAAUAACUCAGAAGGUAAAGAAAAUCAUGUUGGUGAAAUAUUGUGUACUAUUGAACACAAUCCCACAAAACAUAAACUAAUUCAUGAGAAGCCCUAUGUAUGUGAUCAAUGUGGUAAGGCAUUUAAUCAAGAUACAGAUCUCACAAGACAUAAACGAAUCCAUACAGGUGAGAAGCCCUAUGUAUGUGAUCAAUGUGGUAAGGCAUUUAAUCGUGAACAUCAUCUCACAACACAUAAACGUAUCCAUACAGGUGAGAAGCCCUAUGUAUGUGAUCAAUGUGGUAAGGCAUUUAGUGAUGGAAGUACUUUCAGAAAACAUAAACGAAUCCAUACAGGUGAGAAGCCCUAUGUAUGUGAUCAAUGUGGUAAGGCAUUUAAUCUAGAAGGUAAUCUCAGAACACAUAAACGAAUCCAUACAGGUGAGAAGCCCUAUGUAUGUGAUCAAUGUGGUAAGGCAUUUAAUCAAGAAAUAAGUCUCACAAGACAUAAACGAAUCCAUACAGGUGAGAAGCCCUAUGUAUGUGAUCAAUGUGGUAAGGCAUUUAAUCUAGAUGCAGAUCUCACAAAACAUAAACGAAUCCAUACAGGUGAGAAGCCCUAUGUAUGUGAUCAAUGUGGUAAGGCAUUUAGCGAUGGAAGUUAUUACAGAAGACAUAAGCGAAAGUGUCUCGGUGCAAACACACAGUGCAAUAAGAAAACUGUGCAGUCAGAAAUGAACGUCAUACAAACCAAUGAAAUAUAACCCUUGUGUAUUAUGCAGUUUUCAAGACAUGAACCUCCUUAGGUAAUUACCAAAUUCAUUUAAUUGGGAUAUGAAUUACAUGAUAUUUCAAAUGCAUAAAUAGAUUUUUUUUAGCGAAUGAUUCCAUUCUAGAAUUUAGAAGCUUUCAAAUUUGAAAUGAAAACAAUUAAUCUAAAUGAAAUUCAUUAACUUGAUCAUUUAUUUAUCUGCUUUUUCCCUUAAUUAGUUCAUAGC
This is a messenger RNA of Lytechinus variegatus (green sea urchin), 2034 nucleotides long. RefSeq names its product histone-lysine N-methyltransferase PRDM9-like. Gene Ontology annotation, cellular component: nucleus. The coding region runs from base 1 to 1800 and encodes 599 amino acids. The transcript is spliced from 5 exons. Lineage: Eukaryota; Metazoa; Echinodermata; Echinoidea; Temnopleuroida; Toxopneustidae. The record is from RefSeq and is a predicted model, not a curated record. Gene Ontology annotation, molecular function: histone methyltransferase activity; protein binding.